AUGGCGUCUUCCGAGUCUCCCGAGUACCAGACGAAGAUGCAGAAGUUGGGUGCCGGCCUCAAGAAGGUCCUGGGCCUCAAGGACGAAUACCCUGCUCCCACUGACCCCGUGACCCGUGGAGAGUCGACCUUCUCUGUGCAGUCGGCAGAGAUGUACUUCGACCAGGACCCGACGACGAUGGAGUACUUCCGCGAGCUCACCCCCAGCGGCGAGGAUGUGGUCAGGUACCUGACCAGUCUGUUUCCGUUCCUUAACUGGAUCAGCAGAUAUAACCUCCAAUGGUUGGUCGGUGAUCUUGUUGCCGGCUUGACUGUCGGUGUCGUCGUCGUUCCUCAGGGUAUGGCCUAUGCUAAACUCGCUCAGCUUCCUGUACAGUUUGGCCUGUAUUCCUCCUUCAUGGGUCCCUUGCUCUACUGGCUCUUUGCUACUUCCAAGGAUAUCGCUAUUGGUCCUGUUGCCGUUGUCUCGACCCUGGUUGGCCAUAUCAUCGACAAGGCAAAGGUUGAACAUCCCGAUGUUCCCCCAGAGGUCGUUGCGUCCGCCAUUGGUAUUGUCGCUGGUGGUAUCAUUGCCUUUAUUGGUUUGAUCCGGUGCGGCUGGAUCGUUGACUUCAUUCCACUCACCGCCAUAUCCGCUUUCAUGACUGGGUCCGCUCUUAGCAUUGCUUCCGGCCAAGUACCAUCCCUGCUCGGGCUCAGUGGCUUCAACACCCGAGGUACUACCUAUGAAGUCAUUAUUGGUUCUCUCAAGCAUUUGCCAAGUGCUAAGAUCGACGCUGCUAUGGGACUCACUGCCCUUUUCCUCCUUUACUUUAUUCGCUCGGGGUGCGCCUACAUGGCCAAGCGUCAUCCUUCUAAGGCGAAGGUCUACUUCUUUGCUUCUACGCUGCGCGCAGUCUUCGUCAUCCUUCUCUACACCUUCGUCAGCUUCUUGGUUAACCGAAACCACCGAAUGAAGCCAAUUUUCAAGAUCUUGGGCGUUGUUCCACGAGGCUUCCAAAAUGCUGGUGUCCCUGUCCUUAACUCACGCGUUCUGAGCACAUUCUCUGGUGAAAUCCCAGCUUCCGUCAUUGUCUUGUUGCUUGAGCACAUUGCCAUCUCCAAGUCGUUCGGUCGUAUUAAUAACUACACCAUUAACCCCUCCCAAGAACUCGUCGCCAUUGGUGCCAGUAAUAUGCUUGGUCCAUUCCUCGGAGGAUACCCGGCUACUGGUUCUUUCUCCCGUACUGCUAUUGCCUCGAAGGCUGGAAUUAGAACCCCAUUUGGCGGUGUUUUCACUGCUAUGGUUGUUCUCCUAGCUAUUUAUGCCCUCCCAGCCGUUUUCUUCUAUAUCCCCAACUCUUCCCUCUCCGCCGUUAUCAUCCACGCUGUUGGCGAUCUAAUUACUCCUCCAAACGUUGUUUACCAGUUCUGGAAAGUCUCUCCGCUUGAGGUUAUUGUCUUCCUUCUUGGUGUCUUCGUUUCUGUCUUCUCCACCAUUGAGAAUGGUAUCUAUGCUACCGUUGCUUUCUCCUUGGCUAUUCUCCUGUUCCGCCUUGUUAAGGCGAAGGGUGAAUUCCUUGGACGUGUCAAGGUCAACUCCGUCCUCGGCGACCAUGUCCUGGAUAAUGACGGAAAGUAUGGCACUUUUGAUGACAACUCGGGCAUCCCUGGAGGAUCAAGCAGUCGCAACAUCUUCCUUCCUCUCAGCCACCGCGAUGGUUCUAACCCCGAUGUUCAGGUUGAACAUGCUUUGCCUGGUAUCUUCAUUUACAAGUUCUCUGAAGGAUUCAACUACCCUAAUUCCAACGGUUAUCUUGAUGACUUCGUCGCUCAUAUCUUGGCCAAGACUCGUCGCACUAACCAGAAUGCAUAUGAACGUAUGGGUGACAGACCAUGGAAUAACCCUGGACCCAAGCGCGGCGAGACCGAGGCUUCGACUGCCGAUCUGCCAACCCUCAAAGCUGUCAUAAUGGACUUCUCCUCCGUUAACAAUGUCGAUGUAACCUCUGUCCAGAACUUGGUUGAUGUCAGAGAGCAGCUCGACCGACAUGCCGCCCCAGAUGUUGUCCAGUGGCACUUUGCCCACGUCAACAACAGGUGGACUAAACGUGCUCUUGCUGCUGCUGGUUUCGGCUACCCCACCUCCCCUGCAGGAGCUGAGAUCGCAGCUCCACGCUGGAAACCAGUCUUCAGCGUUGCCAGCAUCGAUGGAUCCAACAGCUCCACCGGCUCACUUGAAUUGGACCCCAAGCACACCAGUAGGAUCCAUGACGAAGAGAUUGGAACCAUCACGCCAGCCUCGCAAGCACCCACCGAACAGGUGGAGAUAUGCAAGGAUGGUGUUUACCACAAGGAAAUUGAGAAAGUUAGCGGCUCUCGAGGUGCUGUUGUGAACAGCAUGAACCGCCCUAUGUUCCACGUCGACCUAACCAGCGCUCUACAAAGCGCUACCGCUAAUGCCCUGCAAUGA
Messenger RNA from Trichophyton benhamiae CBS 112371, 2451 nucleotides. RefSeq lists its product as uncharacterized. The transcript has 4 exons. The record is from RefSeq and is a predicted model, not a curated record. NCBI's taxonomy places the organism in Eukaryota, Fungi, Ascomycota, Eurotiomycetes, Onygenales, Arthrodermataceae. Gene Ontology annotation, molecular function: secondary active sulfate transmembrane transporter activity. Gene Ontology annotation, cellular component: membrane. Gene Ontology annotation, biological process: transmembrane transport. The coding region runs from base 1 to 2451 and encodes 816 amino acids.